AGCAGAUGGAGUCUUUUGAGGUAGAGAGUGAAGAGACUACUGAGAAGAAGGAAGAGGACAAGAAUAUGGCUGUUGGAAUCCUCGUAGCUAUUAUUGCGCUUCUGUGCACAUCUUCUGUGGUCCCUCUAGUCGAUAGGUACGAAGGAGUGCCAUCUAUUUUGAGAAUUAUUUGGAGAUUUGAACUGACUGUUCUUUAUGGGUUUCCUUUGAGCGUAUACUAUUGGCAUAAGAACAGGAAGAACCUUGAUCAUGCAAAGAUAUGGACACUUAGAACAGCAACGGAGCUAUUUGUGUCAUCAUUAUGUUUUGUUGUAGCUGAUGUAUUUUUUAUUUGGAGCUCUGAUUAUACUCUUGUGUCCCAUUCAUAUCUUCUUGCUAACUUAGGAGGUGUCUUUAUAGUACUGAUGAACCUUAUUAGAUUUCUCCCAGUCCAUUAUCUUGAAAUUUUUGGAACUAUCAUAGUUGUUUUUGCAGGAGUACUUUGUGUUAAUGACAAUUCAUCAACCAAGACAAAUAAUCAGACUAAUAUAUUUUGGGGUGAUAUGGUGGCAGUUGCUUGAUCUCCCUUGUAUGGACUUUAUGUUGUUUAUAGUGAUAAUUUGCUAACAAAGCUCCCAGCAAUGGUUAUAAUUGUAGCUAGUUUCUCUAUUCAACUUAUGCUUGUGAUUCCAGUUUAUGUUUGCUUCUCUGGAUACGAGAAUACAGUCUCUUUUGAUCCUCAUUAUGGAUUACUUGGAUGGGCCUCUGAGGAGUAUUUAAUAUAUUCCUUGACUUUUGUGGCUCUUCUUGCAGGAGUUCCUGGUAUUGGAGGAUAUGUUUUCCCACUGAGCUAUUUUCCACCUCAUAUUGUGGCUAGUAUUUUCCUUCUUGAUCCAAUUGUUGGAGAAGUUAUUGGAGUAUUUCUUGGUCAAGAUAACAUGCCAGGAAUCCUAACCUAUAUCGGAACACUAGGAGUUCUAGUAGGAUUGGGAUUGACAAUGAGAGGAAAUUUGCUUAUAAAGAAGCAACAGAGUCAGAAAAAAGCCCAGAGUUUGCCUGUAGAAUCUUUGCUAGAAGAAUUUGAUACACCAUCUUCAAAAUCACCGAAGCUUUCCAGAUCUAUGCCAGAGAGCCUAAGAAAUAUUUAA
This is a messenger RNA of Moneuplotes crassus, 1127 nucleotides long. Lineage: Eukaryota; Ciliophora; Spirotrichea; Euplotida; Euplotidae. The record is from the annotation of a GenBank genome assembly.